AUGGCACCGCCUUCGCCACGGCGGUCCUCAAGAGCUCGCAUAAUCAAUCCCCAGUCUAAGCAAUCCUCCGUCUCUUCGAGCACCUCCGGCCGCCUUGAGCGCAACACCAGGUCUCUGAACAAACCUUCGCCGGGCAAGUCGACGCCCAGCGCCUCGCUUUCUUCAGAGCCCCUCGACGAGCCCGACGUUACCCUCCUCGGCCGAAGGCGUAAGCGCGGUCCCGAAGACGAACAAGAUAAAGGCGCCGACGCAGGCAAUCUGGUCAUGGCCAAUGGGAGCGACGACCUCCAGGAUGAGGAGGACGAAGCGGUCCGAUGCAUUUGUGGCUCGGAAGACUACCCUGGCCGCCCAGCGGUCGAGGGUCCCGACGCCGACUUUUUCGCCGGCAUUGAGCUCACUGAAGAUGUUACGGGCUUCUUCGUACAGUGCGAUGUCUGCAAAGUCUGGCAACACGGCGCCUGCGUGGGCAUUUUCAGUGCCGAAAGUUCUCCCGACGAGUACUUUUGUGAGCAGUGUCGCAAAGACCUUCACAAGAUACACACAGCCAGCAACGGGCAAAAGUAUUCGAAAUAUGUCCCUCUCCAUCGCCCUUCGCGAGCCACCUCUCAGGCAACGUCGAUUACCAAGGAUGGCGCUCGAUCGCCGAAGAACGGGGCUUCCAAAUCAUCCCGCCCCAAUUCUGCUUCCCAAGCGGCAAAACGACGGUCUACAAUGAACAGCCGUGACGCGGCCUACGACGACGAGCUGCUGCGGCGCGUCAUGGAGGCGAGCAAGGAAGAUGCCGCCCAUGAUUUGACAGACAACCCAGCAGCAAGGCGUGCCAAACGAGGCCGCAGCGGCAGCGAGGACAACAGCAUGAAUGUCAAAAGACAGCGCACUGGCUCUCGAUCCGUCUCCCCACCGGUGGAGCCCGCCGACGCGAACGGGGUCGAUGGCUCGGACGACGAGCCGGGCACUCGAAACGGAGCGAAGAAGCCCAAGAACAAUAGAAUCCAGCGCGAAAAGACGGAGAAGGAAGAAAAGGAGCGUCUGAGGCAAGAGGCAGCAAGCAAACGCAAAGGACGGGCCGAACGCCGACGAGCAGAAGAUUCAGAUCUUUCGGAAGAAAUGCCCCCGGCUACCACAAAAGCGACCCAAAUUAAGAGUGUCGAGCCGCCCAACGCAGAGGAGUCCCCCGCGACGGCACAGCCGCCGGGAACUCCGCCAACAAGUCAUCCAACGGCUACAAAUUCGCACAAGAGAGGAGCAAGAAGCAACCACAAGAAGGGCAAAGGCAAGAACCAGUACACGAAGGACCGCGACGCAGACAAGGAAGAGUCGCCGGCUCGGUCCACGUCGCGAGACACACAGAAGAACGCGGAAGAGACGACGGGCAGCACGAAGACGUCGGCCAACGACCACAAACAUGGAUCCAAGAGCAAGCAGGCAAUGGCAAGCAAGAUGAGCAUGCUAGACAUGAAGCGCCGGGUGGCUGCAAUCAUGGAGUUCAUCUCUCGGACCCAGGUGGAAACGGCUCCGACGAACGGCGAGACGACGGCCGCAGGCCCGCCGGGAGGAGCUGUGAACGGCAACGGGACGGCUGGAUCUGACGAGAAAGAUUUCAAGGAGCUGAACUGCAUCGAGAUGAUGGACGUGCUGACGCGCGACAUGGUCAAGUGGCAGAACCAGUAUGCGUGCUAA
Messenger RNA from Hirsutella rhossiliensis, 1680 nucleotides. Its product is annotated as PHD-finger domain-containing protein. The record is from RefSeq and is a predicted model, not a curated record. NCBI's taxonomy places the organism in Eukaryota, Fungi, Ascomycota, Sordariomycetes, Hypocreales, Ophiocordycipitaceae. The transcript has 5 exons. Gene Ontology annotation, cellular component: Rpd3L complex; Rpd3L-Expanded complex. The coding region runs from base 1 to 1680 and encodes 559 amino acids. Gene Ontology annotation, biological process: negative regulation of rDNA heterochromatin formation; negative regulation of silent mating-type cassette heterochromatin formation.